UUUUCCGACCUAUGACUAUCACGUCUGGCAACCAGCCGGUGGUAGACCUAUGGACGUGUAAACCAGCAGUUUUGGUAGAAGUGCAAACAGAACGUGCUCAUGCCUGGCAACCAGCCGGUGACCGUUCUGCUUGUAAAG
This is a messenger RNA of Racocetra persica, 138 nucleotides long. Lineage: Eukaryota; Fungi; Glomeromycota; Glomeromycetes; Diversisporales; Gigasporaceae. The record is from the annotation of a GenBank genome assembly.